UUGUUGCCAGCUUCACUGGGCUUUGGGUAAGAUACCGACGGGAAGCUAAUAUGAAGAAUGGAACUGCCGGAUUCUAUCAGAAAACGAUUGGGGGACUUCUCUCGCACUGUACUUAUCGACCAGAAACAAAACCAACCGUCGCAUGAGGAGAAUAUCACUUUCUUAGGACACAGUAAUGAUGUUGUGUCCAGUCUUCCUCUGCAAAUUUCCCUGUCUUUCAACAUGUGGUUCUUCCCCUUAUGGUGGGUUUGUGAAGUUGUCAUGCUGGACCUCAAGUAUCCUGCCCUUCCUGAGUACUACAAGUUCAUCCUUAUAACUGUCCUCACUAUAAUGACCCUCAUUGAGGCUGUUAGACUCUAUCUGGGCUAUGCAGGAAAUCUGCAAGAAAAGGUUCCAGAGUUGGCUGGUUUCUGGCUGCUGAGUCUUCUAUUGCAGUUCCCUUUAGUUCUGUUCCAGCUCUUCAAUGAAGCCAUUCUCGUCCAGCCCUUGGAGAGAGGGAUUCAUAUAGUCCUGGGUUUGUUUAUACUAACACAGGCUCUUUCUGGGUUUGUGGCACUUCGUGCAAUGGUCAGACAUACCGAGAACCACUUCCACCUCAGACAAUUUGAUGGACUCCAGGAGUUAAGACUUGAUCAGUAGUCACUGCUUCAUUUCAGUUGGAAAAGGAUGUCAGCAUGCUCUGGCACUUCUGGAAUUUUGGUUUUCCAUGCUCUGGUUUUGCAACCUCAAUCAAAUUUUCUCCCACCUGCAUAAAUAGCAUUUUCUCAACAUUCUUUCAUAUCCACUCUGCUUGUCCUUAAUGCUAAUUUGUAAAAUUUAUUGUGUUUUUAAGCUGUGGUUUGAAAAUGCAUUAUAUUGCUAUUUUGGCUUUAUUUGUAUGAUGUUACAUUAAAGCACUUUAAUACCUCUUUCCUGCAUGCACACCUUGCUUCUCUUGUUCACUUUGAGCUGCAGAACCUUGUAAUUUAGAGAUUAAACACUGCAUAUGUUGUCAAACAGAUAUACAGUUUCCAGCACACUUCACUUUUAAACACCAUACACCUUUGUAUUAAGACUUUGUACUUUUGACACCUUAUGAAAAAUUUUGUACUGAGAUGGAUGAAUUAAAUGUGCUACAAGCAAA
Anguilla rostrata (American eel) is the source of this 1123-nucleotide messenger RNA. RefSeq names its product transmembrane protein 17 (gene tmem17). Bases 58 to 639 code for a protein of 193 amino acids. Gene Ontology annotation, biological process: non-motile cilium assembly. Gene Ontology annotation, cellular component: ciliary transition zone. The transcript is spliced from 5 exons. The record is from RefSeq and is a predicted model, not a curated record. Lineage: Eukaryota; Metazoa; Chordata; Actinopteri; Anguilliformes; Anguillidae.